Hibiscus syriacus is the source of this 2005-nucleotide messenger RNA. Its product is annotated as granule-bound starch synthase 1, chloroplastic/amyloplastic-like. Lineage: Eukaryota; Viridiplantae; Streptophyta; Magnoliopsida; Malvales; Malvaceae. The coding region runs from base 137 to 1939 and encodes 600 amino acids. The transcript has 15 exons. The record is from RefSeq and is a predicted model, not a curated record. Gene Ontology annotation, molecular function: alpha-1,4-glucan glucosyltransferase (UDP-glucose donor) activity.
UUCAUGUCGGCUUCAAUAUCAAUACCAGGUGAACUUCCUUUACCGAUAUAACCCAACUCAACCAGCUGCACUCGCCACUCAGUGAGUGAACCAUCCUGGGAUUACUGCUUUCCCACUGCUUGAAGCUAUCCCAACAAUGGCGGCCGUGACAGCCUCCUCCCACUUCGUCUCAACAAGAUCAAGUUUCACCGGCCAUAAUAAGCUCGUGCCCAAAAAUCAAGCCAUGGUUCACAGUGGUUUGAGGUGUUUGAACCAGGUAGAUGCGUUGCAUAUGAGAAGCAAUGGAAACUCUGUUGCUGCUGCUACGAAAGCCGUGAAACCUGCACAUUCCGGAAAAAUCAUUUGCGGGAUAGGGAUGAACAUAGUGUUCGUGUCGGCCGAGUGUAGCCCGUGGAGCAAAACCGGUGGACUCGGUGAUGUCCUCGGUGGACUUCCUCCAGCAAUGGCGGCCAAAGGACACCGAGUUAUGACAGUGUCUCCUCGCUAUGAUCAGUACAAGGAUGCAUGGGACACAAGCGUUGUGAUUGAAAUAAAAGUAGGGGACAAAGUUGAGACUGUUCGGUUCUUCCACUGCUACAAACGUGGAGUUGAUCGUGUCUUUGUCGACCACCCUAUGUUCCUUGAGAAGGUAUGGGGCAAAACAGCAUCCAAAAUCUAUGGCCCCAGGGCAGGUUUGGACUACACAGACAAUCAAGUGCGGUUCAGCUUGUUAUGCCAGGCUGCCCUCCUGGCACCCAGGGUACUGAAUUUGAAUAGCAGCAAAUAUUUCACUGGACCAUAUGGAGAAGAUGUUGUGUUUAUAGCCAAUGAUUGGCACACUGCUCUUCUACCAUGCUAUUUGAAAAGCAUGUACCAGUCAAGGGGAAUCUACACGAGUGCAAAGGUUGUGUUUUGCAUCCACAACAUAGCCUAUCAGGGAAGAUUUGCAUUUGUGGAUUUCCCGCUUCUCAAUUUGCCUGAUCGGUUCAAGAGUUCUUUCGACUUCAUCGAUGGGUACAACAAGCCUGUCAAGGGAAGAAAAAUUAAUUGGAUGAAGGCUGGAAUAUUGGAAUCAGAUAGAGUUAUGACUGUGAGCCCGUACUACGCCAAGGAGCUUGUAUCCGGUGAAGACAAAGGUGUUGAACUCGAUAACAUCAUUCGUAAAACCGGCAUCACCGGCAUCGUGAACGGCAUGGAUGUUCAAGAAUGGAAUCCUGCCACCGACAAAUACACCUGCGUCAAAUACGAUGCAGCAACUGUAACGGAUGCAAAGCCAUUGUUGAAAGAAGCUCUUCAAGCUGAGGUGGGUCUGCCUUGUGACAGGGAUGCUCCCUUGAUUGGCUUUAUCGGUAGGCUAGAAGAGCAGAAGGGUUCGGAUAUUCUGGCCGAAGCUAUCCCGAAAAUCAUCGGAGAAAAUUGCCAGAUUGUGGUCCUUGGAACUGGAAAAAAACCCAUGGAGAAGCAAAUCGAGCAGCUGGAACUCGAAUAUCCAGACAAGGCCAGAGGAAUAGCCAAAUUCAAUACUGCAUUAGCCCAUAUGAUCAUUGCUGGUGCUGAUUUCAUUUUGAUCCCUAGUAGAUUCGAACCAUGUGGCCUCAUUCAACUGCACGCUAUGCGAUACGGAACGGUUCCGAUAGUUGCCUCGACCGGUGGACUCGUCGACACAGUCAAGGAAGGAUUCACAGGGUUCCAAAUGGGAGGAUUCAGUGUAGAAUGUGAUGAAGUGGAUCCGAGUGACGUCGAGAAGGUGGUAAGAAACGUUAGGAGAGCUCUCGCGACAUACGGGACUCGAGCCUUGGUAGAGAUGAUCCAGAACUGCAUGGCACAAGAUCUUUCAUGGAAGGGGCCGGCAAGGUUGUGGGAGACGAUGUUGCUGAGCCUGGAGGUUGCUGGCGGUAAGGCCGGCGUUGAAGCAGACGAGAUUGCUCCACUUGCCAAGGAAAAUGUUGCCACUCCCUGAGCAUAGGGUCUUGUAACUUUGCAGAAGCUAAGAUGUGUGAUAUAUAUAUGUGUAUAGUAUGUUAUA